Messenger RNA from Acyrthosiphon pisum (pea aphid), 1896 nucleotides. RefSeq names its product exportin-4. The transcript is spliced from 11 exons. Lineage: Eukaryota; Metazoa; Arthropoda; Insecta; Hemiptera; Aphididae. Gene Ontology annotation, biological process: protein export from nucleus. The coding region runs from base 216 to 1610 and encodes 464 amino acids. The record is from RefSeq and is a predicted model, not a curated record. Gene Ontology annotation, molecular function: nuclear export signal receptor activity. Gene Ontology annotation, cellular component: cytoplasm; nuclear pore.
UUUUAGUGGUGGGAAUGCGCGAGAACGGACGAGUUUUGGUCGCCGCCCAAUAUUACUCUCUCGUUGGCUCGACUAUAGAAGAAUAAAGUUCCCCAACGGACGAUCGUUUUUACUGAUUGCUGUAGACCGUAGUUCGUCAACAUUCACCUAGAAUCAAUUUCAUAAAAUUAAUGGGAAGUUCAUUUUAACAGUUUGGGCUGUGAGAUAAAAACGAAAUGGAGCAGGCGCACCAGAUAUUGCAAGAACUUGAAGCGGCCAGCAGUAUAAUACUUGCGUCACCUUCACUCGUAACAAAUGACCAGCGUAAUGAUGCCGAAGCAGUUUUUAUGAGUUUCCGCAAGACCAAUAUGCCUUAUUCAUUAUGUCGAUAUAUUCUCGAUUGCAGUAGAGUAGAUUUUGUUUUAUUUGAGACUGCGGGAACAUUAAGAGAUGCACUCAUACAAGAAUGGAUUUUGCUCUCUCAAGAGCUAAAGAAUGAGUUUAGACAAUAUUUAUUUCAAUAUAUUAUGCGUGAUGAGAAGAUAUUGGCUCCUUUUGUUAGAGAUCGAAUACUACAGGUGAUUGCAAUUAUGAUUAAAAGAGGAAGUGUUGAAGAUGGUGGUCAAGAAAGAAGUAAUAUUUUAGAUGAAGUAGAAAAAUUAAUUUUCAAUGGUGAUCUAAAAAAGCAAGUUUUGGGUUGCUCUAUAAUUUUGGCAUUAAUGCAUGAAUACUCUACUACUGUUGGUUUGACUUCGGAAUCCCAUUAUGCUGCAAAAAAAGAAUUUGAAGCUAAAGAUUUAAGACGUAUUUUUGUAUUCAGUACUCGGGCUCUGCAUGAAAUACAAAAUCUUCCUCAGCCAUUAUCAAUAGAUAUUAUGACUGUUCUUAAGAAUUUACUGAUAAUUUGUGAAUCUAUUUUAGUAUGGGGAUUUAAUUCUACUAACAUGCCCAAAUAUUUGAUUGGAACGUUUAAGGGAAGAUAUAAUUCUGAGAACAGCCCUAUUUUGAAGCUUGGAUCAGAAUGGAAAGAUAUCAUUACCAAUCCUAGCACUGUUGAUUUAUAUUUUCAGAUUUAUUGGAUGGUAAGAGAUAAACCACAAUUUUCUCAUCAUUGUUUGAGUUGUCUUGUACAAUUAUCUUCAAUCAAUGGCAAUAUAUGGACUGAUACAAAUGUUCGAAUGAAAUAUAUGACAAAUUAUCUACAAAAUUUUAUUAAAUUAGUAUCCACGGUUAAAAUUUUAGAUCGUGAAUCUAUAGGAAUUUCUACUAUUAUAAAGAGAAUAAUAAGAGGAUAUACUCCUUCAGGACUUAUGCAAUUUCCUCCAGAUAUUUUUAACAGCUUUUUGGAAAAUACAACUCAUCUUACAUGUCAGUUUGCUGAGGGUGCUGCUACUGAGGAAAAUUUAUCUCAAGAUGAUCAAAUGUUUUCUGAAGCAUUCAAUAAUAUUUUACAACCCUGGGUGUCUAUUAUUGCAUAUAGUAACCAAUCUUUUCCAGAAGAAUUAUAUAAUAGUGCAUCCAUACAAAUUUUAAACACUUACUUAAAAUGCCACGUUUCUCCAUCAAACGGCACAAAGACUCCUGAAACUGAAUUUAAUGAAAAUGAAGAGGAUGAUCGGGUGGUCAGUUAAAAGUAAGAAGCAAUAUUAUGUCUUGGAAAGAAGCUAAAAGGCAAUUGAGAAAAGAUUCAACUUAUUAUUAUUAAUUUUUUUUAUAGGCACAAGUAUCAGUAAGCAGAUUACAUAUGUACAUAAUAUUAAAAUAGUAAUCUACGGAACCCCUUGGAGCUGGUUCAGCCUGUCAGUACUUUCAUAUUCACUUACAUAGUUUUGUAGUUCAAAAUAUUAUUGAAAAUAAAAUUUAUCCUCAUGUAUUUGUAUGGGUCUGUAAAUAUAUUUAACAAUAUGAUGAAAAUUA